This is a messenger RNA of Vicia faba (fava bean), 1329 nucleotides long. The record is from the annotation of a GenBank genome assembly. NCBI's taxonomy places the organism in Eukaryota, Viridiplantae, Streptophyta, Magnoliopsida, Fabales, Fabaceae.
AUGUCGCCGCCAACCUCCGAUUCCGGUAACCUUCGCCAUCACACUCUGGAGGAGACCAACGGUUUCCACAAUGGCAACGCUGAAUCCUCCAAAACGGAAGUUAAUUCUGCCGCACCGCCGAUUCCGAGUUCGUUCCGCGAUGCGUUUAUUGCAGUUCUGCGGAGACUCUUCGAAGAAUCGUAUUUUCUUCAGCUCAAGGAAACAUUGAGAUAUGGUUUGUUUCUUGGAACCUUCGCCGGAACGUUUGUUUCAAUGGAUGAGUUUAUAGGUGCUUUUGGAGGUCACCGUAGAACAGCAAGGUGUAGAGCGCUGUUUGCAGGGGCAGUUGCUGGGCAGUCGAUGCUUCUGACGGGGUUAGAAGCACAACACACAAGCUUGGCCAUUUACAUUCUCACGCGUGUUGCUGUCUUAGCAUCUCGUUGUGGGAUUAAGAGUAAACGAUUUGGGAGAAUUUGUAAGCCUCUCACAUGGAAGCACAAAGACAUUUUCCUCAUGUGUCUCUCCUCUUCCCAAAUUUUGUCUGCUUAUAUAUUACACCAAGACAGUUUACCUGCUUCAUAUAAAUCCUUUCUCAAUAAACAUGGUGGAAAGGAUGCAGUUAUCUUACAAGGUGUAAAAGAUAUAGCCAGUGGCAAGGCUUUUACUAAUCUGCAUGCAAUAGAGAAAUACUACAAGACCGUGGGUGUCGAUGUGAAAUUAGAUCCAAAUAUGCAAGUCCCAUGCUCGAUUGUACAUGGGAAUCAAUCAUGUGGUGGGCACGUCAUUUCUUUUCUCGGUCAAGCCUACAAAAGAGCGUUACCUGUUUAUUUUCCAGUUUAUCUGAUACCUGCCCUAAUAGUUCACAGAAAAGGACUUUUACAAAGGCCUUUUACAAUAUUGACAAAGGUUCUUAUUGGCACUGCAAGAUCAAGUUUGUUUCUGUCAGUUUACUGUACAUCCGCCUGGAUGUGGACAUGCUUUCUGUUUAGGAUCUUCAAAAGAUGUAACAUUCCAAUGGUGGCCAUGGGAACGUUCCCACCUGGCCUUGGAUUAGCUAUUGAAAAGAAAAGCAGGCGAAUCGAGAUAUCAUUAUACUUCCUUGCCCGAGCUAUUGAGAGUUUCUUCACAUGCAUAGCUGAUGCUGGGUAUCUGCCACCGUCUAGAAGGAUCAAGAGAGCCGAUGUUGUAGUUUUCAGCUUGUCAACAGCUUCAAGCCCAGGCCCAAGCUCAUGCAGCAGCAGCCAGUGGUCUUCUUGGCCAUACAGAAUUACGAUUUCAUAUGCCUCCAUCGAUAACACUUGCAAGCCGAGGGCGUCUGUAGGGUCUCAGACUUCAGCUGACACUUCUUGA